AUGGCUGCCAACGACUUGCGGGGCUGGGUGAUGAGCGCCGUCUCGGGCGUGGCCUGUGUCCUUGGGUCGGCCGUCAUCUGCGCAGACAUUGUCUUGCGCCGGAUCACCCAUGACAAGAGGUUCCAGAUUGCUAACAGCAAUAACUUUUUGUCAGCUUCUCUGUGUCUGAGUGCCGGUGUAAUGCUCUUUACUUCCCUAUACAGCAUGCUCCCAACCUCCAAAGACUACCUGACACGCGCCGGUUUUUCUCCAUCCGCCUCCGCCUAUAUCCUGACAGCUCUAUUUAUUGUUGGCGUGGUCGUAAUCCGUCUUGCAUCCGGCUUCCUCCAUCGCUUCAUCCCAUCGCACGUGGUAGACUGCGCACAUACGCAUGACGGCCCGGAAGAUGAUCCCGAGCGCGGCGAACAAAUGCAAGACUGCGAUGACCGUCCAGAUACCCAACAUACCAACGGCAGCACGGAACGUACGCCUCUUCUGCGGUCUGCAGGUCUACAGUCCAAGUCUACGCCGCAAGCGCUACAACGGUUGGACCGCACAUCGAGUCCACGGCGGCGGGAAUCUCUACGAGCAGUCAUUUCCCGACGCAUCAGCUCUCUCAUGGGCGGUGUUAAACCUCUCUGUGAUGAGAACGGACCCUGCUAUGGUUUCUCGCAGACCUGUGGACGCGAAUGCACCAAAGUCCUUGGCCCCAGUAUCUCUCCGCCACCGACCGUGAUCGCGGAUGAGGUCAUUCGGCCUGAGCUAGCGCCACGACCUCAAAGUAUAGAGGUGCAGCUGGGCUCGGAUGACCAGGACUUGCAAGAGCCGAGCCUAGACUCCGUCGAGACGGCUGCAGACACAGGGUACUUGGGGACAAUCUCGUCUGAAGAUGUCAAUCACUCGAUUUCGCCGCCUUCCUCUUCAUCACGUACUCACAAGGUCCAUUCUGAUCAUAUGAGUCACAACCACCACCAUUACGAUCACGAUCACGACCACGACUCUCAUGAUCACAACCAUCAUCACCAUGGAGACCAACCGUCUCGCGGUCAUGCCGCCAAACCAGGCUCAGAUCCCACUCACCACCACCACGUCCCACAAAACGCCUUCCUCUCAAUCGGCCUUCAAACCUCCCUCGCCAUCGCCCUGCACAAACUCCCAGAAGGUUUCAUCACUUACGCAACGAACCAUGCCAAUCCCACCCUCGGUCUAACCGUCUUCCUGGCUCUCUUCAUUCACAACAUCGUUGAAGGUUUCGCCAUGGCACUCCCACUCUACCUCGCCCUCAACUCUCGCUGGAAAGCCAUGUUCUGGUCCAGCUUGCUAGGCGGAAUUAGUCAACCCGCCGGCGCUGGCAUCGCAGCGCUCUGGAUCUGGGGCUCCGGGCACACGGGAGACGAUUCAAUGGGUCCGUCAUGGGGCGUGUAUGGAGGCAUGUUCGCCAUGACUGCCGGUGUAAUGACCUCUGUUGCGCUGCAGCUGUUCAGUGAGGGCUUGGGACUGACGCACCACCGUAACAUGGGCAUUGUAUUUGCUGUUGCGGGUAUGGGAUUGAUGGGAUUCAGUUUUGCUUUGACGGCAUGA
Penicillium daleae is the source of this 1560-nucleotide messenger RNA. RefSeq names its product Zn(2+) transporter ZRT3. Gene Ontology annotation, molecular function: zinc ion transmembrane transporter activity. Bases 1 to 1560 code for a protein of 519 amino acids. The transcript is spliced from 3 exons. The record is from RefSeq and is a predicted model, not a curated record. Gene Ontology annotation, biological process: zinc ion transmembrane transport. Gene Ontology annotation, cellular component: membrane. NCBI's taxonomy places the organism in Eukaryota, Fungi, Ascomycota, Eurotiomycetes, Eurotiales, Aspergillaceae.